AUGACGAGUGGCCUGUUUCGAGAGCUCGAUAAUCACACUCUUGAGCAUACAGCCAUUUCCAAGGAUCUUCGUCAAGGGUCGCCGUUCCUGCACGCGAUGACUUUCCUGACAGAGACAGCUUCGAUUACUGCCAACAAGAUGGUCGAUAUGACCAAGCAGUACGGUUCGUCCUCCGCCCAGAAUCACACGGCCUUCAAUAUCGCUUUCGAUACUGACCUACCUUUCUAUGCUUACUCCAGUAAAGACCCAAAACUCAGUACUCAGCUGGCAGGUUCGAUGAAGUUCUUCGGGGUUGGUGGAGAACUCCAUCUCAAGCAUCUUGUCAAUGGCUAUGAUUGGGAGAGCUUGGGUGAUGCAAAAGUCGUCGAUGUCGGUGGUUCACAAGGUCAUGCCAGCAUCGCCUUGGCAUCCACGUUUCCAAACCUAUCCUUCAUUGUUCAAGACCUACCAGAAGUCAUUGAUCGAGCCAAGAAAUCCCGAACGACGAGCCCACCGGACCCAGCCGUUGCUUCCCGUGUCUCAUUCGAAGUGCACAACUUCUUUCAACCACAACCACCAUCGUCUCAUAGCGCAGAUGUCUUCCUUGCACGGCUUGUCCUCAAUAACUGGCAUGACAAUGAAGCUGCGUCCAUUCUAUGCAACCUCGUGUCGGUCAUGAAACCUAGUGCUAGAAUCGUAAUCAUGUCUGCAGUGCUUCCAGAUCCAGGCGCAGUAAACCUGCGCGAGGAAGCAAUCGAGAGGACUAGGGAUAUGUUCAUGAUGCAAGCCAUGAACGGAACAGAGCGAGGACUUUUGGAGUGGAAGGAUCUUUUCAAGCAAACAGAUCAGAGGCUAAUCCUGAAGAGGAUGACAAAACCUGAGGGAAGCAAUUUGAGCGUGCUUGAGGUUGUCCUGGGGGAGGAGACCUGA
Molecule: messenger RNA, 909 nt
Organism: Lithohypha guttulata
Lineage: Eukaryota; Fungi; Ascomycota; Eurotiomycetes; Chaetothyriales; Trichomeriaceae
Exons: 2
Coding region: 1-909 (302 amino acids)
Molecular function (GO): O-methyltransferase activity
Source: RefSeq, a predicted model, not a curated record